AUGCGGCGGGACACAGUGCAUUAUUUGAAGUCGAUAAUUUCCGAGCGUUUUACUGUAUCGCCGCCGAAGAGCUUCCCGGGAAUGGCGGAGUCAACAUUCUUGUCUAGAUCUUUUGCAGAUCAAGGGGUGAAAUUGAGGAUUCGAAAGGAACCCCGCACAUUAAUAAAACGGCCGAUCCCUCGUGCCGAGGAUUUCCCACAGCCACUUCCUCCUCGCUCCCCAGAUCGGACUGCAAUUCAAAUGUCAGGGAAUGCGUUUGGUGGUUAUCCAACAGCGGGACGAGAUUAUGGUUACUACGGGGGACCUGUCAAACGGCAGCGCACGUCGAUCGACUACGGCAAUCGAGCAAUGUACGAUGCCGAUUCACGAAUGCGUCAAAUGGAAGCGUACCCGCAGGCUGCGACCAUGUACUCGAACCAACCCGGACCUUAUGGAACGCCUAUGAUGCAGUAUCCCACAGGCCACACCGGAGUUCCUGAAUACGCGGUUCGUCAGCCUCAGCCCGUACCAACUCCCACGUCAUUUGACAGUCCAUCCACGGGUACAGUGACGUCUUCGGAGCUCGGGCUUCCUGGCUAUGCACCUGGCUUACACGGAGCGCAGAUUUCAUACGGUAUCCCCUCGGCCCAAGUUUCCCCAAUGCAAGACCCGGCGGGCCAUAGCCGGGCCAGUCAACAGGCCACCAUGCAGUCUCUGGGAAUGGUGAAUCCGACAGGUACUCCCGUACGGACGACGUCGACCCCCAACUCUCAAGGACACAUAGCUGACGACCGUUGA
Aspergillus melleus is the source of this 777-nucleotide messenger RNA. RefSeq lists its product as uncharacterized. The record is from RefSeq and is a predicted model, not a curated record. NCBI's taxonomy places the organism in Eukaryota, Fungi, Ascomycota, Eurotiomycetes, Eurotiales, Aspergillaceae. The transcript is spliced from 4 exons. The coding region runs from base 1 to 777 and encodes 258 amino acids.